CUCCGCUGUGCAGCUGAGCGGAGUCGGGCUGGGACGUCUGUUCUGACCGCGGCGGGCACCAGCUGGUCUCAGCGGUGCUCUGGGGCCAGGUGCCUGCUGGCCAUUGUCUAGGCAGGUGUGUGCAAGCCAAAGAAACAUGAGGACGCUGGAAGAUUCCUCAGGGACAGUCCUGCACCGCCUCAUCCAGGAGCAGCUGCGCUACGGCAACCUGGCGGAGACACGCACACUGCUGGCCAUCCAACAGCAGGCCCUGCGGGGUGGGGCUGCAGCUGGGGGCUCCCUGGAGAUCUUGGCACCUGAGGACAAUCAGGGGCUCCAACAGGCCACUAGGCAAGAGCCCCAGGGCCAGGAGCACCAGGGUGGUGAAACCCACCUGGCAGAGAACACCUUCUACCGGCUGUGCUCACAGCCCAGCAAGGGCGAAGAGCUGCCCACCUAUGAGGAGGCCAAAGCCCACUCUCAGUACUAUGCCGCCCAGCAGGCGGGGUCUCGCCCGCAGGUCGGGGACCGGGAUCCUCGCGGGGCCCCAGGAGGCACCCGGCGGCAGGAUGAAGCUCUGCGGGAGCUGCGGCAUGGGCACGUGCGCUCCCUGAGUGAAAGGCUCCUGCAGCUGUCCCUGGAGAGAAAUGGAGCCCGGGCCCCCAGCCACAUGAGCUCCUCCCACAGCUUCCCACAGCUGGCGCGCAGCCAACAGGGUCCCCCACCCAGGGGCUCCCCUGCUGAGGGCCCAGAGCCCCGUGGGCCCCCACCUCAGUACCCACAUGUUGUGCUGGCCCACGAGACCACUGCUGUCACUGACCCGAGGUAUCGCGCCCGCAACAGCCCACACUUCCAGCAUGCGGAAGUCAGGAUCCUGCAGGCCCAGGUACCUCCCGUGUUCCUCCAGCAGCAGCAACAGCAGUACCAGUACCUGCAGCAGCCCCAGGAGCACUCCCCGCCCCCACCCCCUCAUCCAGCCGCCCUUGGUCAUGGACCCUUGGGCUCUGCCAAUCCACCUGGGGUGGGAGGACCAGCGAGUGCCCAAGCCUCGUCAGCCACCUCGGGCAGUGCCCACCUUGCCCAGAUGGAGGCCGUGCUGAGGGAGAAUGCCAGGUUACAGAGGGAUAACGAGAGGCUGCAGAGGGAGCUGGAGAGCUCAGCAGAGAAGGCAGGCCGCAUUGAGAAGCUGGAGAGUGAGAUCCAGCAGCUCUCAGAGGCUCAUGAGAGUCUGACAAGGGCCUCUUCCAAGCGUGAGGCCCUGGAGAAGACCAUGAGGAACAAGAUGGAUAGUGAAAUGAGGCGGCUACAGGAUUUCAACCGCGAUCUUAGAGAGAGAUUGGAGUCUGCAAACCGCCGCCUGGCGAGCAAGACACAGGAGGCCCAAGCCGGCAGUCAGGACAUGGUGGCCAAGCUGCUUGCUCAGAGCUACGAGCAGCAACAGGAGCAAGAGAAGCUGGAGAGGGAGAUGGCGCUGCUGCGCGGUGCCAUCGAGGACCAGCGGCGGCGUGCGGAGCUGCUGGAACAGGCUCUGGGCAAUGCUCAGGGUCGUGCAGCGCGUGCUGAGGAGGAGCUGCGCAAGAAGCAGGCCUAUGUGGAGAAGGUGGAGCGGCUGCAGCAGGCGCUUGGGCAGCUGCAAGCGGCCUGCGAGAAGCGGGAGCAACUGGAACUACGUCUACGGACGCGCCUAGAGCAGGAACUCAAGGCCCUGCGCGCACAGCAGAGACAGACGGGCACCCACAGUAGUGGUGGCAGCAGUGGUGGUUCCCCAGAGCUCAGUGCCCUGCGACUCUCAGAACAGCUGCGAGAGAAGGAGGAACAGAUCCUGGCGCUGGAGGCCGACAUGACCAAGUGGGAGCAGAAGUAUUUGGAGGAACGUGCCAUGAGGCAGUUUGCCAUGGAUGCUGCCGCCACCGCAGCUGCCCAGCGGGACACUACUCUCAUCCGACACUCCCCCCAGCCCUCGCCCAGCAGUAGCUUCAAUGAGGGCCUGCUUGCAGGUGGCCACAGACAUCAGGAGAUGGAAAGCAGGUUAAAGGUGCUCCAUGCCCAGAUCCUGGAGAAAGAUGCAGUGAUAAAGGUCCUUCAGCAGCGGUCCAGGAAAGACCCUGGCAAGGCCCCCCAGGGCUCCCUGCGGCCCGCCAAGUCAGUGCCAUCUAUCUUUGUGGCUGCAGCAGCAGGGACCCAGGGCUGGCAAGGACUUUCAUCAAGUGAGCGGCAAGCAGAUGCCCCCACCCAGCUGACUAUAGACAGGGCACCGUCGGAGGAGACAGCAGCUACAGCUCCUCUCCCUGCCCAUACCAAACAUGGGAGCAGAGAUGGGAGCACCCAGACGGAUGGCCUGCCAGACAGCACCUCUACCUGCCUGGCACCAGAGCCCGAUGGCCUGCUAGGGUUCAGCAGUGGCCAAAAGGCAACCUCUCUGGACUCCAUAGCAACAUCCCGAGUCCAGGAUUUGUCGGACAUGGUGGAGAUACUGAUCUGAAGGAGGUGGGGCCUUGAGGACCCUCAACCUCUCCCUCUCCUCCCCUGCCCUUGGCCAUUCCAGCAGCUCCUUCUUCAACUGCUGCUUCCCCGCUUUCCCCAUCCAAUGACCAUCUGGUCCUGAGAGCUCAGGAAGGAGUGCUGUAGGGGAGAAGGGAGCUGAGAGAGACCAGCUCCCUAGAAGACUGCUUCUUAGUCCAUACUCCUUCCCUGCCCAUGAAGAAUAAGGAUUCACCCUCUGCCUGCUGCCCAGGGCUAGCAGUUGGGGUAGCAACUAAGAGCCCAGAAAGGAACUGAGCCCACUCUGACCUGCCACCUGCCACUUGGCACUCAGGCAGGGAAGGAGAGGGGAUGUGUUGGUUUUGGGGGCUGAUUGCCCAGGGUAGCUGCCCAUGGGCAUCAGUGGGGCUGGUUCAUGAAUCAAGCCAGCCAUGUUCUUUGGCUAAGUGUGGUCCCAGCCAACCUCGUCUGCUCUCCAGUUCUUCACUGUCAUCUUGGGAUCGCUGCACCUUGAGUCUUUGGGGGACUGUUGAGGAUGUGAGUCCUGUGGAAGCCACAGUCUCAUCCCUCCUCAGUUAAGAGUGGGUUGGGGCCAUUUGAGUGGCCUGGGAGACAGUUUCCAGUUUGUAAAUAAUUCCCUUUUUUGUGGAACAGAAAAUCGAGGCAUGCCGGUUCUGAUUUGUCUUCAGGGGUGGUGUUUCCCUGUCCCUGCUGCCACAGUUCCUGAAAACUUCUGACUGGCUUCCCAAUUGUUAUUCCUUCUCAAGUUCUUGGUCCAUGGAUUUUGAUGCUGGUUGUUUCAUGGGACAUUGGCUGCCUGUCCUUCCAUCUGGAGCCCUGUAUCAAAUGCCCAUGGGAUCCCCACCAUCAACCUGUUGAAAUGGCUCCACAACUCCCGUCCCUGGGACAUCCUGUCAGUUUGAUUAUAAAUUGAGCCAGAGGAAAUGAGCCACCACACAUAGACAACUGCCAUGCCACUUGUAGAUGAAGGUGGCCCCACCCAGCACCAGUUCUCUGAGGAAGCUGGAGUUAUCUUGUUCUCAUACUGUUGUCUGUUCUCACCUGGAGGGAUUGGGAGAGGAUACUGUGCUGUUGAAGACUAGUCAGUGAGCUACAAGAUGUGACUUGACAUGGAGCCUCCAUCACAAAAUGGCGCCCACGAGGCUGGCUCCUCACGUGACCCAUGCGCAGCCCCCAGGCAGGGCCAGAUACUUUGAAACUAGAGUGAAACGUCCCGCAUGGCAGCCUGCAGCAGCAGAGAUUUUUGACUUUGGUCUUAAAAGUCCUCCAAUUCAGUUCAGUAGUGAUUGGUGGGUUUUAGCAGUUGUCUUUACUGUUUUCAGUUCUUGAAUAUUUGUCUUUUUUUUUUUCCUUUCUUGUUUUUUAGUUCUGUAUGUGUUUGUUUCAUUUCCAUGUUCCCCAAGUUAUCUUUUUAAACAUUUGCAUUUGCUGGACAAUUGCAUAUUUUUUUAAUUCCCUAACCCCUGAAAAAUACAUUUGGUUCAUGUGCAUUGUUUACAAAGCAAAAAAAGAAAAAGAGGAAAAAAAAAAAACAACAAAAAUAUCAUGAAAGGAAAA
This is a messenger RNA of Marmota flaviventris (yellow-bellied marmot), 4038 nucleotides long. RefSeq names its product angiomotin like 2 (gene Amotl2). NCBI's taxonomy places the organism in Eukaryota, Metazoa, Chordata, Mammalia, Rodentia, Sciuridae. Gene Ontology annotation, biological process: regulation of cell migration; hippo signaling; actin cytoskeleton organization. The record is from RefSeq and is a predicted model, not a curated record. Gene Ontology annotation, cellular component: bicellular tight junction; plasma membrane; cytoplasmic vesicle.